CUGUAUAAACUCGUGUGCAUGCCACGUGGCUCUAGAACAAUGGAGGGUUACGGACACUCUGUUUCUUCAUCACCAUAUGUUGUAGACCCUCGUAACAUCACUCAGGGUACAUCAUAUGAAGCAACAGCCUCACAAGGAAGCAAUGCAUCAGUCCCCCCAACCGAAGAGGACCAUCCUGAUUUGUACAUUCCAGAAGAAGUCAAACAGUUUCUUCCUUAUUUUUAUAAACAAAUUAAAAACAAGGUUGUACCUGAAAUUCUUAACAUCUAUGAGAAUGAAUUUAAUCGUCUCUCAGAUCGUUACUUUAAAGAAUUUCCUUGGCCUGAGGCAAAAAGAAUCGCUCCUUUUGUAAAUAAUGAUGAAAUUUUUCUGAUUCUGUUUGAGGAGCUUCGGUAUCGACACAUAUAUGCCAAGCAUAAACCUACUAUUGAACAUCGUUUUGAAUCCUUUCAGAGGUACUGUGACUUUUUUGAUGCCAUUCUUAAUACUGAUAAACCUGUUGACAUUGAGUUACCUAACCAAUGGUUGUGGGACAUUGUUGAUGAAUUUAUUUAUCAGUUUCAAAGUUUUGUGCAGUUUCGUGGGAAGCUAACAAGCCGAUCUGCUGAUGAGAUUAAAAUGCUGAAAGACGAUUCAAAAGUAUGGAACAUUCAUGGAGUUCUGAAUGUGCUGUAUUCUCUUGUGGAAAAGUCAAAUAUAAAUAAGCAGUUGGAAGCAUUUAUGGCUGGAAAUGACCCAGACUCUGUGGCUGGAAAUUUUGGUACACAUUUAUUGUACAAGAAUUUAGGAUAUUUUAGUUUGAUCGGACUGUUACGUCUUCACUGUCAGCUUGGUGAUUACCAUGCUGCUCUUAGCUCUGUUGAGAAUCUGCAGCUUUCGAAGAAAGUAUUGGCAACUACUAGAGUUCCUGCAAGUCAAAUAGCGUUAUAUUAUUAUUUGGGAUUUUCCUAUUUUAUGACUAGAAAGUAUAGAGACACUGUACGUGUAUUUUCAAACAUCAUUGUAUUUAUUCAAAGAGUUAAACAACAUUUUCAGCCUAAGUCCUAUCAGCUUGAUUUGGUUGUGAAGCAGAAUGACCAAAUGUUAUACAUUCUAGCAAUGGUUCUGACACUAUAUCCUCAGCAUGUAGAUGAAGCAGUCAAUACUCAAUUGAAGGAUAGAAGAUUUCAAGAAGAUAUGUCGAAGUUACAAGAUGGUGAUGCAGCAACUUUUAAAAAGCUCUUUACACAAUGUUGUCCAAAGUUUAUUUCACCUGUAGCUCCUGAUUAUGAUGCAUUGCCAGAUAACUAUAAUUAUAAAGCCCCAACUGAACAUCAAUGUAGUCUCUUUAUGAGAGACUUAGAGCCACAAUUGAUAUUGCCAGUAAUCAGAAGUUACCUCAAGUUUUACACCACGAUGCCUGUAGCAAAGUUAGCUUCAUUUCUAGAAAAAGAUGAAGCUGCAUUGUGUGAACUUCUGCUUCGUUUUAAGCAUAGACAACGAACAUCUACUCUAGUAGGCCAGAUGGCAUCAGAUGCUCAAGCUGCUUCUGAUAUAGAUUUCUAUAUUGAUGGUGAUAUGAUUCAUAUUGCUGAUACUAAAGUGGCUCGAAGAUAUGGCGAUUACUUUUUGAGACAGAUCAACAAGUUGCAAGAUCUUGUCAGUAAGAACUAGCUAGUAAUAUGUUGCAAGAAACUGUUUGAAUAGAAUUUUUGUUAUAAUUAUUAUCAAUUAAUACAAUAUUAUUUCAAAAUUGUUCUGCAUCAGUAAAAAAA
Molecule: messenger RNA, 1754 nt
Organism: Amphimedon queenslandica
Lineage: Eukaryota; Metazoa; Porifera; Demospongiae; Haplosclerida; Niphatidae
Product: eukaryotic translation initiation factor 3 subunit L-like
Exons: 21
Coding region: 19-1653 (544 amino acids)
Biological process (GO): translational initiation
Cellular component (GO): eukaryotic translation initiation factor 3 complex; cytoplasm
Molecular function (GO): translation initiation factor activity
Source: RefSeq, a predicted model, not a curated record